CUUGCCUAUCUGGAACCUCAUCUUCCUUGAACCCGUACAUCUAAUGCUGCGAUUCUCAUUCAGGCGGUAGGCAGGCCACUGCUUGACAACUAGACAUCUCAACCUCCUUCUCUCGCUUCCUUUUCCACCACAGUUUGCCCAGUCCAACAAAUCCGCCCUCUUCAUCAACAACCCAAACAACCCCCGUUGAACUCCGCAAUACAUCACCGCUCCUCAACACCUUCGCCCCUAUCAAGCUAGUCAAUUAUCCAAGCUGAACCCUACCUGGCACUACAACACCACAACGCUACAACCAGAAUGUCCACCUCCGGUUCCGCCUCCGUCUCCGACUCCUCCUACAUCCUCCCUACCCCAACAUCGUCCACCGCCUCCCCGCGCUCCCGCGGUCUUAGCUACGCCAGCGUAGACUCGCUCGGCGACGAAAUCGCCUCACUCCCCUCCGAAAGCACGUCUCCAUCGGACCUCGACACGCUCUCCGAUUACUCCGAUGCCGAGGCCGAGUGGCAGGAAAGCAUCGAGCAACUGGAGCUCUUGCUCACGAUGGUGAUUGUGCCGUUUGUUGGGAAGUUUUUGGGGCGGAAGUGUGCUUAUUGGAGUUGGACGAGAUUCAUGGAGUGGAAAUACCCGAUUGAUGGAGUAGUGGAGAAGGGUUCUGGGCCGAAGGCUGGGAGCGUGAAGACUUUUGCGUCGUUGUAAACCAGUGUUUAUGGAUGGUUGAAUAUACAACAAUAUUAUCCAGUGCGUCGCUAGGUUAAGCGCCGUGCUGAAAGUUUGGAGAGCUAGAGGCCUUACGGUUGUAUAGUAUUCGGAGCGCCUGUGACCCUGUUCGGAUAGUAAUUUGCAGGCUUUGGCAUAGAAAGAGCGGCGUUGUCUUGACUUAUUGGGCAGACUCGUCUGUCGAAGUGACACCUAUACAAGCGUGCUACGCUAAUUAUACCCAAUUAAUGCACAAGUCAUUACUUAAUUGCCUUCAAUUUUUUCGGAGAGUGUAAAGC
Molecule: messenger RNA, 995 nt
Organism: Aspergillus versicolor CBS 583.65
Lineage: Eukaryota; Fungi; Ascomycota; Eurotiomycetes; Eurotiales; Aspergillaceae
Exons: 2
Coding region: 298-696 (132 amino acids)
Biological process (GO): mitochondrial outer membrane translocase complex assembly; protein insertion into mitochondrial outer membrane
Cellular component (GO): mitochondrial outer membrane
Source: RefSeq, a predicted model, not a curated record